AUGAUUGGGAAUCAUUCUGUCAACGUACAACAUUUUUAUUAUAUCCCCCUAUAUAUAUUGAAACCAGCCCUAUAUAUAGUUAUCCUUUCUAUUUUUAAAAUUAUUGUCUUAGACUUUGUUCAUGCUGAAGAUUCCCAUAUUUGUACAAAUCAGAAUCUAGUGUCACGGGAAAAUGAAAAGAGAACCAAUGAUAUAUACUUCUCAUCCAGACCUAUUAAAGUGGAACUUCACGGAGAUUUGCAUAAUGUAGCAUACUAUUAUACAAAUAUUGAAUUGGGAACACCACCACAGUUCCAAACUGUAGUGGUGGACACCGGAUCACCAAACAUAAUGUUGUCGGGAUCACAAUGUAAGCAUUGUGGAAGACAUCAACGUAGACCAUUUAAUUUAAUGAAAUCGGAAACAUCAACUCUUAUAUCGGGAUUGAGUUCACAAUGUCAAGCAUUGGGUGGUAGUAAUGGGAAUGAUGGAGAAGUGUUAAAUGUCUGUUGCUUUGAUGAAGCAUAUGCUGAAAAUAGUGUCGUCAAAGGAAUUUACGCUAGUGACUAUAUUCGGUUUAAAGACAACAGCACUACAAUAGUACCGUAUCGUGUACCUCAAUUAGGAGUUGUAACCGUUGAAACUAUGUUAAUAUACAAACAAAUGGCAAACGGCAUAUUAGGCUUGGGACCCAAACAGGAUCAUAAAAGAAUAGUGCCACAUGAGGCAAAUGGUUACCACAGCAACGCCAUUAAUGAUACGAUCGUACCCGGAGAUAAUGAUAAUACAGAUGAUGUGGAUAUAAGAAUAAGAGAACAGUCAAUUGGAGAUGGGGUAGAAUCUUUGAAACAACCAUGUCAAAAUGAUGAAACAAAUGGUAUGCAUAAUUUGAACUUUAUCAGAGGCUUCCUUGAAAACAACUUUCCACCUGAGAAUUAUGGUUUUUCUUUAGAAUUUAAUGAAUGCGGGGGAUGGUUAACUCUUGGAACAACCAAAAAUAAUCAAUGUCAAUUAGAUACUGGUUGUGAAGAAUCUUCUGGUUCUCCUAAACAUUUUGUGUGGACACCAUUAUCUGGAGAAGAUGAAUACACCAUAUCCCUUGAAUAUGUUGUAUUUGUUGGAUGCACAAUCCAGUCUUCCUUAAAGAAGUUCAUCCUGGAUUCAGGAUCUACCAAUUCGUCACUGGAUCUUGACCUAUACAACAUUAUACAUACUUUUUAUAAUAAUCUCUGCAGAAAUAUGAAGAGAAAUUAUAACCAUCACGGAAAGAGAUUUCACAGAAAACGACGAAGGAAAUGUAAAUUGGGUGAUGAGUCCAAAAGAAAAGCUAUACCAGGUACAUCUCAACAACGUGGAACUAUGAAUAAGAAUGAUCUCACGAAUAAAAAACUACAGCAUAAAACUGAUAAUAUAAAUCAUGUGGUGGACAAGGCAAAAGCAACAGAUGAAUACCCCAAUGAACAAAUCAGUAUCUACAGUAGCAUUUCGCCUUCUGCAAACAUGAAUGCGAUAGAUGAUGAAAUAAGGAAAUUAAUAAAACGUAUGAGCCCGCAUAAUAUUUGUAGAACGCAGAAGUCUACGGGUAACAUUUGUUUUUCAGAUAUUAAUGAAAUGCCUAGUAUAUAUUUAACUGUUAAAAGCGGACAUCAGAUAAAAUGGAGACCCGAGUCUUAUUUCAUACGUCGAUCAUCAAAGAUACCUGGACGUGGGUACUGGUGGUGCCUUGGUAUUGAUGCAACUAAUGCUGACAACGUAUUGGGCGCCACAUUCUUCAAAGGAAAUAAUGUUACAUUCGACCUCCGCAAUGGCCAACUGGGCGUUGCUAACAAUAAUUAAAGUACCUAAUAAAAAACUAAACAAC
This is a messenger RNA of Babesia bovis T2Bo, 1840 nucleotides long. RefSeq names its product plasmepsin V. Gene Ontology annotation, biological process: proteolysis. The record is from RefSeq and is a predicted model, not a curated record. Gene Ontology annotation, molecular function: aspartic-type endopeptidase activity. The coding region runs from base 1 to 1815 and encodes 604 amino acids. Lineage: Eukaryota; Apicomplexa; Aconoidasida; Piroplasmida; Babesiidae. The transcript is spliced from 4 exons.